This is a messenger RNA of Baudoinia panamericana UAMH 10762, 662 nucleotides long. RefSeq lists its product as uncharacterized. The transcript has a single exon. NCBI's taxonomy places the organism in Eukaryota, Fungi, Ascomycota, Dothideomycetes, Mycosphaerellales, Teratosphaeriaceae. The coding region runs from base 214 to 456 and encodes 80 amino acids. The record is from RefSeq and is a predicted model, not a curated record.
CGAGUGCGCGUGUGACCAUCACGCUCGACUCGGGAGACUACAGCACAAUAGGCGGUGAGGGCGACCAAUCAUUGGUAGGGGUCACGUUAUGGGCUUGUUCAGGCCUUGCGCGUAGCUUUCUUGGGAACCGCGAUCAGCGCAUAGCCUGUUCCUGUUGAAUGCGCAGUCUACUCGAAUGUCACGUCAUGAGAGACACACCCCGGCACUGGCGGUAUGAAGCGGAGGAAGCCCCGUGCCUCCAGUGCCUCGGAGGAGCUGCAAUGUCCGCAGAUCACAAUGGCCGAAACGUGUAAGCGUGCACGCUCGUGGAAACCCUUCCUAGGAUGCGGUUCUGGGCCGGGAGAACAACACGAGGGCGGUGAAAUGCCGAUGUGCUAUCCCGGCUCGAGGAAGGGAUCUCGUGACACCAUCUAUCAAGUGCUUCCUGGACCACACUAUAAUAGGCGCAUGAUCUGAAUCGAGCAUGCCGUGGGAAUGAGUAAGCGUCGCAUUGCGACUCGACAGCUCACAGCACGGGUAGUGCGCCAAGCGUAAGAUAAGUCGGCCCCCCCAGACUUUGACAGAGCUCUGGCUGCUAUUGUCAUUGCCGAGAUUGUUCGGCGGUGUAAGCCAUGAUGACCUGUUCGCUAUUGUGAUGCACGAUGACAGGGAUGCCGCGUCUG